AGAUAUAAUGCUUAACAGAAAUGUAUAUUCAAGAUAAUUUAACAUAUUUAAGUUAAGCAAAUUUGUAUUUUUGAAAAUAAUUAUUAAGAUAUCAACGUUGAUCAUAUCCCAUUGCCCCAUAUCAAGAUAAUUAGGUUUACCCUCUGAAAGACACCAUGUUUUGUUAUAAUGUAGAAAAAUAUAUAUUUUUUCUAAGUCAUCACCUUCUAUAAUAAUAAUUAGUUUGCAAAGGGGAAUAUGAUAUACAUAAAAGUUUAAAUAACCUUUAAUCUAGAUUUUUUAAUUUAUUAUAGUCGGAAUUUAAACAGAUGAACUCUAAUUGUAAGUGAAUUUUUUUUUUAUUUCUGUUUAAUUCAAAACUUGAUAAUAAUCAAAGUUGAUUAUUGAAACUUUUUUUUCUAUAUACAGAAAUGAGACUUGGAAUAAGAGAGAAAGGGACAAAGUUAAAAAGUGUUGAUAAGUAUUAUCGAAGAGGAACUAACGAGGAAGCAGAUAGUUACUUAAGUGUUGGCACUUCUUCUUUAAGUUAUACCGCCUGCGUUGCACUCUUGUAUAAGGAUGAGGUGAAAUAAAAGAGAAGGAAAGCUUAAAGACAGUUAAAAGAAGAAAAAAAAAUAGAAAAGGACGAGAUAAAUUGCCUGGAAUAAUCGGAUACUAUCCGUCAUCGUCAAAAAUAACCUAAAGAUCUACGUUUUAGCAUAGCAUGUGCAUAUCGCAUUUCUAUAGAAUGAAAUUUUUGGCUUUUAAAUGUUUCUUAAUCAUUGUUGUAACAACAAAACAUGGGAUUUCAAGUGUAAAUGAUGUAUCAAGAAAAAGAAAAAUAAUUAUUGACACUGAUGCUGGAGGAGAUGACGCAGUGGGUAUUCUUUUGGCUCUUAAAUAUGAAUCAGCAGAAAGGGAAAUUGAAAUUAUUGCCAUUACUUGUACAUACGGUAAUACAAAUAUAUCAAAUGUUGAAGUAAAUAUUCAGAAAAUUUUAACUAUUGCUGGAAGAAACGAUAUUCCUAUUUAUUCCGGUGCUCAUAAACCAUUGAUUAAAAAAUGGGCACCUACCCACUAUUUUGGAGAAGAUGGAAUGAAUGAUUUUAAAUUUAAUGAAACAAUUACAGUUAAAAUUAAUAAAUCCCAACAUGCAGCUACAGCCAUGGCAGAUUUAGUUAAAACAUAUCCAGGAGAAGUAACAAUUAUUGCACUUGGACCUACAACAAAUAUAGCACUGGCUAUCAGCCUUGACCCAGAAUUUAUAACAAAUGUUGGCCAAUUAGUUGUUAUGGGAUCAACUAUCACUGGCUGGGGCAAUAUAUCACCUGGUGUUGAUUUUAAUUUUGGUUCUGAUCCAGAUAGUAACUCAAUAUUAAUGGAAUCCACAAAAAAACCAAUUAUUCUUGUACCACGCGAAGUCUCAUUAAGCAGUCCAAUGUAUUUGAAAUGGAGGAAAAUAAUUUUGGGCAAUAUAAAUUCAUCAUCAAUCAAUUUUUUAAAUAAAGCAGAAAAUAUUUUUCAAGAAACAAAAAAUCUUUAUUGGUCAUCAGCCGAUCCAAGAACUGUUGCUAUUGCUUUAUGGCCAAAUGAUAUAGUCAAUACAAAUUAUUUGAAAUUACAAAUUAUUCCAAUACGUGAGGGAGAAGGGAGAGGAGGAAUUCUUGUUGAACGAAAUAUUAAAGAACUAAAAUCAUUUAAUGCAUUAACGGCAAUUACAAUGAAUGUUGAGAAAUUUCAAAAGAUAUUAAUUCAAUAUUUAAGUAUUAAUUAAAUGAAAUUUUAUUUGUUUAAAAUUAUUUUUUAAUGAAUAUAUGUAACACGUGUGAGGAAAUUAAUAUUUUAAUCUCUUAACUACCAUAGCGGUCUCUCAGACCUUUUUUCGUUUAUAGGAUAUUUUCUCUGCGCAUCUUUGUGCGCAACUAAUUCAUCAUAAUCUGUAAUUAUUGUUCUGACGUUUUUUGUGUUAAUUAAUUAAUUAAUAAUAUUAAAAUUUGCUGUUUACUUAUUUUCCAAAAAAAAAAAUGUGAAAUAAAAUUUAAAAAAAAUGAAAUUAAAAGAAAAUACACAUCACAA
This is a messenger RNA of Leptopilina boulardi, 2055 nucleotides long. RefSeq lists its product as uncharacterized. The transcript has 6 exons. NCBI's taxonomy places the organism in Eukaryota, Metazoa, Arthropoda, Insecta, Hymenoptera, Figitidae. Gene Ontology annotation, molecular function: hydrolase activity, hydrolyzing N-glycosyl compounds. The coding region runs from base 704 to 1753 and encodes 349 amino acids. The record is from RefSeq and is a predicted model, not a curated record.